Sesamum indicum (sesame) is the source of this 2165-nucleotide messenger RNA. The record is from RefSeq and is a predicted model, not a curated record. Lineage: Eukaryota; Viridiplantae; Streptophyta; Magnoliopsida; Lamiales; Pedaliaceae.
AAAUACAAUAACACAUAAGAAAUGAGUAAGAAUCCUGUGCUGUUGAAGGUUGAAACUGUGAGUCCCCAUUCUUGACCCGAAAAAGGAACAGAAAAAGGAGCUCCAAUUAAACAAUUCGGGUCAUCUCCCCGGCAGGAAGAUCCUUCCCAAAAAUUCCAAUAUUCUUCUUUCCUCCUCCAACAACCCCACCCAUUCUUCUCCAUUCUACCAAAACCUUCUCUGUUUACAGAUCUGAAAACCCCAAGAUCAUAGUGCUGUUUUUCUCUAUCAUCAUGUGGUGAGGAUAAAAUCCGAGAUUCUGACGACCCGAUUGCUUUUCUUGAUUAUUUAUGUCUACGGGAGUGGAGAGGCAUGCGAAUUUCCCAGCACCAGCUGCUGCAACAAUGGCGUCCGAGGCGAAAGACACGCAGGCUAGACCCGGAUGCUGCAACCCGGUUAAGAAACCUGGGCCCAUAUCACUGGACCACGUGUUGUCCGCCUUGCCAGUUUCUUUGACUCCAAUAACGUAGGGUACUUGGAUUAUGCCCUAAUCGAGAAAGGGCUGUCGGCAAUGCAAAUCCCCGCGGACUACAAGUUCGCCAAGGAGCUUUUGGAAGUUUGCGAUUCGAAUCAAGAUGGGAGGGUUGAUUACCAGGAGUUCAGGAAGUAUAUGGACGACAAGGAGCUGGAAUUGUACAGGAUUUUCCAAGCUAUUGAUGUGGAGCACAACGGAUGCAUUAUGCCCGAGGAGUUAUGGGAUGCUCUUGUCAAGUCUGUUUGUUUUUUCAGGGAUAGAAAUUGAUGAUGAUGAACUUGCUAGUUUUGUUGAACAUGUUGAUAAAGACAAUAAUGGAAUUAUAACUUUUGAGGAGUGGAGAGAUUUUCUGUUGCUCUACCCACACGAGGCCACCAUUGAAAACAUCUACCGGUACUGGGAAAGGGUUUAUCUUGUAGACAUUGGUGAACAUGCCGUGAUUCCUGAAGGCAUCAGCAAGCAUGUUCAUGCAACAAAAUACUUAAUCGCUGGUGGAGUUGCUGGAGCGGCUUCUCGCACUGCAACUGCACCUCUUGACCGUCUAAAGGUGAUUUUGCAAGUGCAGACUACACAAGCUUCCAUCGGCCCUGCAGUUAAAAACAUUUGGAAGGAAGGUGGUCUUCUAGGUUUUUUCCGAGGUAAUGGGAUAAAUGUCUUGAAGGUUGCACCUGAAAGUGCCAUCAAGUUUUACACUUACGAAUUGUUGAAAAAUUUUAUUGGAGAUAGCGGGGAUAUUGGUACUCCGGGCCGUCUUGUGGCUGGUGGAUUGGCAGGAGCUGUGGCACAGACCGCAAUUUAUCCAAUGGAUCUUGUCAAAACUCGGUUACAAACUUAUUCAUGUGAAAAAGGAAAUGUUCCGAAACUGGGGAAAUUAUCAAAAGAUAUAUUGAUUCAGGAGGGACCUCGGGCCUUUUAUAGAGGGUUGGUUCCUUCUCUUCUUGGAAUUAUCCCUUAUGCAGGCAUCGACUUAGCUGCCUAUGAGGCCUUGAAAGAUAUGUCCAGAAAAUAUAUUCUUCAUGAUGGAGAACCCGGUCCGCUUGUGCAACUGAGUUGUGGGACAAUUUCAGGAGCCCUUGGAGCAACAUGUGUUUACCCACUUCAGGUGGUAAGAACAAGAAUGCAAGCUCAACAUACCACUUCAGGAGCUCCUUACAGUAGUAUGUCAGAUGUAUUCUGGAGAACGUAUAAUCAUGAAGGUUUGCGGGGCUUCUACAAAGGGCUUUUCCCGAAUCUUCUUAAAGUUGUACCUGCAGCAAGCAUUACAUAUCUGGUUUAUGAAGCCAUGAAAAAGAGUCUAGACCUUGACUAGCUGAUAUCUGGGAAACAACUGCUGCUGCAGCUGUUGAUGAUGAUGAUAAUAGGUGAAUAAAAUUAUUUGUCGAACUUGGUGACCAUUCUUGGGGGUUACACAUUAGAUUUUGAUUGUCCCUUGGAUAGCUUAAAUAGGAGUGGCAGUAUAGUUAUCCUCUGGGAACUGACUGACUAACUGCUUUGAGACAUACAGAUACAUGCCGUUGUGUCGUACGUGUUGAGUAAUACUAGGUGAUUGUUGUAGACUUCGGUCACACAAAGUGCAUGCACAACAAAUGCCAAAUUUGCGGAACUAGUCAUUUUGCGGGUGUCAAUAAUAAUCCCCUAUAAGUUCUCUCUA